Molecule: messenger RNA, 2547 nt
Organism: Symbiodinium sp. CCMP2592
Lineage: Eukaryota; Dinophyceae; Suessiales; Symbiodiniaceae
Source: the annotation of a GenBank genome assembly
AUGGUGGAAAUUCGUGCGGCCAUCCAGAUAAAGUACGAGUCGGAGAGGCCAAUCCUCAUCCCCAAGGAUCUGGUGAAGCUGUCCAAGGACAAGCAGUGGCUCCAACUUCGGCCCACUUCCCAACCCAUAAUUGAGUUGCUCACAGGCCAGAGACCCGACAAGAAUGCUAGUCUGUCGGGUUCUACGGCCAUGGCCAAUCUCAUCAAGAAGAGGAACCAGAGCUUCGACCAACCAGCAACACCAGCAGAGCAACUUUUCGAUGCUCCAGAGCCAGGCUCAGGAAAGAAGUCGACCAGAAAGAGGUCUCUUCCAGACAACCAAGAAGAAGAAGUUACCAUGGACAUCAAUGGUUCCAAAGUCACCUGCUUGAUGAGUGGCAAGAGGCCAAGGAAGUGCGAUCUCACCAUCCAACUCGAACAGCACCAGAUCGAGACCAGCAUCAAGACCAUUCGCAAUGAUGAGGAUACGGCCCAAGAUAUACCAGACAAGGCCACAGCCGCACAGAAGCCAGAAGCCAUGGCUGUCCCUCCAGCUGUGGUCCAAGAGGUGGAGGCCAUUGUGAAUGGCCGCGAGCCAGUGAACACCAGAGUCACCAAGGUCUUGCAGGUGCUGGAGCACCAUGGCCUCUGCCAGCAGCAGACCUUGGUUCCAAGCCAAGUUCUUUGCCACCCCUCCAACCGGGGAGGGCAGAUGGUGUCCCACUUUGACGUUUGGGCCAAGGGACACCAACUCUUGGCAGUUGGCCUGCAAGUGCAUCUGCUCCAAGGGUCCAUUUGUCUCCAGAUGUCCACGGACCCCCAAAAGCGCCAGCAGCAGGUUUGGAGGAACCAGCAGCUGGUCCAGGAGAGCAAGGGCUCCCUGGCCCCAGUCAGAUACCUAUCCCUUGCCAGCAGCCACACCACGGCAUUCUUGAGAUGCCUGGAGCAUGGGACCACGGAUCCCAGUGGCAAAGCCAUCUCCGUGCCCAAGACAGACCCAGUCUGGUCCGCCAUCCAGACCGGGUGGCGGUGGCAUGUGGUGGCCUCCAGUGUGGAAGAAGCCAUGCCAAGCCUUCCACAGUUCUUCCAAGUCGGAGCCAACUCUGGCAAUGCCAUUGGCAGAGCCACCAGCGAGUUGGAAGCAGCCUGCCAAAUAGCCAUUCAAGUGCAAAUGGGAGCCAGUCUGGAGUCGGCAAUCCAGUCCGUUGCCAGCGGCGAAGUUGCCUGCAGGCAGAGCCUCCCAGCCAUAGGGCAUUAUGUCUCGAGAUAUUCUGGAGGCACAAGCUUUCCAUUGCUGAAAUUCCUUUCCCACUUCUCCUCCACCUACGGCACCACGUGCAUGAUGGGCCAGGAUUUCAUGGAGGCGUUGUCGCACACCACCUUCCCAGACCCUGGCAACCUUUACCCAUUGCUCCGCACAGCUCUAUGGGCAACCCAGUGCACAUCCACCAAACAGCAAGACGGCUUCGCACGACUCCUCACCAGAGCCGACGUCCAGAGACUGUCGUCGCCACAGAACAUGGAGUCCGUCAGGACGGCGGAGUCCAUGCUUUCGGAUUCCUGGAAACUGGUCCAGAGCCAGCUUCCAGAAGGCACCAGCACCAAUGCCGGCAGCAACCAUCUUUACAAGUGUUUCGGCAAGUUUUGCGUCAGAGCCAUCUUGUUUCUGACCAAAAAGGAAAAGCUUGGCCCUGAUGCCCAGCAGAAGCUGGAGUCCCUGGCCCAGAUUCUCGACCUUUUCACCCAGGACGUUUCCAAGGUCAAGCAGGCCACCCCAGCUGCAGAGGCAAAGACCAUCAAGGAUGCAGUCUCUGCCCAGCCAUGGGAAGCCACCUUGCUCCAGAACACCCACAUCAAGGUGGGCGACCAGUACACCUUGCCAAAGGAGCACGGAGCCAAGGUCUACCAGCUCCUGCAAAUCAGCAACGAGGGUGGGACCAUGGAGCACAGGCCAGUGCUCCAGGCACCGGAGACAGUUUUUGUGCCGCUGGCGGGGCUGGGGAAGUGGCGGGUCUCCCGCCACUCCAUGCCAGCCAUCGGCCCAGCCGACAUCAUAACCAGGGGACUCCCAUCCAGCCAUGCCAUGGCCCAGGAGGACUUCCAAAAGGCAGCUGUGGUCACGGCACUCCACCAAUGCUACCAGGAGCAGUCGGUCGAGGACUUGGAACUCCUUUGCAUGGCUUCCAGUCCCCAGGCACUGUAUGCCAAGAAAGCCAUUGCCAGCAAAAAGCUCAAGCUGGUUCCAUUGGGUUCCAUCAGCAAAGUGAAGACAGGCCAGAAGCCGCCCAAGCUGGCCAUUCAGGCCUUCGGCCAUGACUGGGCCAUUGGAAGCUGGAAGCAGGACCUCCAGUUCCAGGCAGAGGGCACCAUCGUGCCAUUUUUCUGGUGCAGGACAGCAGAGGGCGAGGAUGAGGGCAACAUGGUCUUGACUACGAUCAAGCAGGGGCCAUGCACCGUGCCCAUCCUCCAUAACCCUGCGAAGAUCCAAGCCAAUGAGCAAAUCUUGCAGAAGGUCGAGGAGGAAGCAGCCACGUCGGCUUCAGCCAAGAAAAAGCCCAGGAAGGGCUGA